Rotaria sp. Silwood1 is the source of this 2811-nucleotide messenger RNA. NCBI's taxonomy places the organism in Eukaryota, Metazoa, Rotifera, Eurotatoria, Philodinida, Philodinidae. The record is from the annotation of a GenBank genome assembly.
AUGAUGACUGAUAUUAAAAGUCGGAUGUUCUUCUACUUUAUCGUAUUUAUCAUUAUCUCUCUAAUAAUUGGUCAACAACAACAACAAUAUCAAUCAUCUGUGACUAUUGUUGUCUUGCUUGAUUAUCACGACCCAUUACUAAAAUAUCAUCUUGAAACAUUAAUUGCUGACUAUGAACAAGAAUGGAUUAUAUCAUCUAUUUAUUUACAAACCAAUACUAAAUUAAACAUUGAAACAAUUACAUAUCAAUCUCGAUAUCAAUUAAAACUAUUAGAAAAAUUAUGUCAACAUUUAAAUUCAACAAAUUAUUUAUUUGCUAUAACACAUUUUCGUUAUCAAUCACCGAUAUAUGUUCAUGCAAUUCUUUCACAAAUGCAUAUUCCACAUAUGGCUGUAUCAAUGACAACAAGCAAUGCAACAAAUAGUUAUACAUUACAUAUGCAAACAAGUUCUGAACAUUUGAGCAUGGCUAUACGUGAUAUAAUUGAUCAUUUUGAUUGGGGUUACGAUCAUAAUAAAUUACUUUUUGUUUAUGAAAAACAUAAAAGUCUUGGUCUUUUAUCUGAUAUUUUACGUGUAAAAAAUGAUCGUCAACCAGCAAUCAUAUUAAAAGCAAUAACAAUGGAAUCAAAAGACAAAAUGAAUGCUCGUUCAAUACUUGCUGAAUUAAGAGAUAAAGCUGAUCCAAGUAAAAAAAUUAUUAUAUCUUUAAGUCAAAAGUUACUUGAUGAAUUUUUAAUGGAUGCACAAAAUUUAGGUAUUGUUAGUAUUUAUUAUCAUUUAUUAAUUAUUGGAGUUGAUGCAAGACAAUUGAAUUGGGCACAUUUUUAUGAAAGUGGAGUUCGAUUAUCUAGUAUACAAUUAGUGCCAAAUAAAUCAACACACAAUUACCAAAUUGAACAAGCUUUGAUUAAAGAUGCAUUAGAUGCAAUAAAAUAUAUUUUAAGAAAAUUAUUAUUUGAUAAUGAAUAUGAAAAAGAACGAUUAAUUCCACAACAAGAAUGUUCCUGGAAAAAAUUGUUUACAGCAAAUAGUUAUACAACAUUUACACAACAUAUUGGUGAAACACUACUAGAAAUAAGUAAAACGAUCAAAUUUCUUGGUGCAACCGGCAUAGUUGAUUUUGAUCAAGCAGGUUUACGUCGAUCAAUAAAACUUAAAGUACUUGAUUUAAGUGAACAUGGUAUGGUUGAAAUAGGUACAUGGACAAAUAUGAAUCGAUUAAAUAUAAAUCAGCUUGGUUUUCAACAAAUGUCAGCUAUUCGUAAACAUUUACAAGUUGUUACACGAGAAGAAAAACCUUAUGUUGUACGAAAAGUACAUAUUAAUGGUUCAAUUUAUUUCGAAGGAUAUUGUAUUGAUAUGCUUGAUGAAAUAGCUCGACGACUUCAGUUUAAUUAUUCAAUACGUAUCGCAGCAGAUGCUGCUUAUGGUAAAGAAGAUGAAACUGGACGAUGGUCAGGAAUUAUUGGUGAACUUACUCGUCGGACAGCAGAUUUAGGUAUUGGAGCAUUAACAAUAACAUAUCCACGAGAACAAGUUAUCGAUUUUACAAAACCAUUUAUGACUUUUGGUAUAACAAUUUUAAUUCGUAAACCAUUGAGACCUCCACGUAAUUUAUUUGCUUUUUUGGCACCACUUACUCGUGAAGUAUGGUUUUUUAUGGCUAUUGCUUAUAUUGGUGUUAGUCUAUUUCUUUUUUCUAUGGCACGCUUUUCACCAUAUGAAUGGCAAAGUCCUUAUUCAUGUAAACGUCAUACUGAAUAUCUUAUUAAUCGAUUUACUAUUGUAAAUUGUUUUUGGUUUACUAUUGGUUCAUUAAUGAAACAAACUAUUGAUUAUGGUCCACGUUCAUUAUCAACACGUGUACUUAUUGGUGCUUGGUGGUUUUUUUCAUUAAUUAUGAUUGCUUCAUAUACAGCUAAUCUUGCUGCUUUUCUUACAACUAAACGUCUUAAAUCACCGAUUGAUGAUAUUGAAGCAUUAGCUAAACAAACUGAGAUUAAAUAUGGUGCUUUAAAAGGUGGUAGCACUGAACAAUUUUUUCGAAGUUCAAAAAUUCCUAUAUAUGAACGUAUGUGGUAUUAUAUGUCAUCUCGACCUGAAUUAUUUCCUGAAACAACUGAAGAAGGUAUUGAAUGGGUAAAAAAUAGUAAAUAUGCAUUUUUACUUGAAUCAGCAACAAAUGAAUAUAAUGUUCAACGUCAUUGUGAACUUAUGCAAGUUGGAGGUUUAAUUGAAUCGAAAAGUUAUGGAAUUGGUACAACACAUGGUUCACCAUAUCGUGAUCGUAUAUCUAAUGAAAUUUUACAAUUACAAGAAAAUGGUUUUCUUAAUAAUUUAUAUAUAAAAUGGUGGAAAGAACGUAAUUUACCUGAACGAUGUGAUGAUUCCGAUGUUGAUCACAGGAAAAAAUCAUUUACAAAUGAACUUGACUUAAAAAAUAUUGGUGGUGUUUUUGUUAUGUUAAUAAUUGGUCUGUCAUUUUCAUUUAUUGUUACAUCACUUGAAUUUUAUUUUAAAGCAAAACGACGUCGAUUAUUAGAUGGAAAAUCAACAACUAUUAAAGAACGUCUUAAACGUGAUCUUCAUUUUGCAUUAUGUACAAAUUGUACAUCGAGUCGACCAACAUUUAUACAUGAAAAAGACAGUAUUGACAAAAUAGAAAAUAAUAAUGAUGAAAUAUUUGAAGAUUUAAAUAUAAAAUCAAAUUGUAUUCAAAAUAAUCCUCAAGAAACAAUAACAUCAAUUGAUCAUGAACGAUUAACAAUUGUGCCUCUUAAUCAUUCACCAUGUCAUCGUAUUACUUAA